GGGACCCUCCCAGCCGCGAGCUGGGGGAAGCAUGGAGCGCAGGGGAUGAGCGCAGGAGAAGCCGCAGGCUGCCCUGAUUGACAGCUGAAGUGUCCUAAAAAGGGCUCGGCGAGAUGCUUAUCGGGAGGUUUAUAUAGCAGCCGAGCGAGCGCACGCUGGAGAGCGCUCACUCACCCCUGCAAAGCCAGGCGAGCCGCAGAGACCGCGACUGGGGUGGGCCCCCCCCCGGUGGCAGCCCUGCUCCGCUCCCCGGGACCCUCCCCGCUCCCCAGAGAGAGAGAGAGAGAGCUCGCUCCUUUCCCUGGCGUCCUCCAGCCUGGGCCGCUCUUCGGGGAAGGAGGCUGAGCCAGCGGCGGCUUCCACCAUGCACUGCCAUGGCGAGCUCAGGCUCGCGUCCCCGGGGCAGCUCAAGGCAGCCAGGAGGCGCUACAAGACUUUCAUGAUCGAUGAGAUCCUAGCCAAGGAGACCUGCGAUUACUUUGAGAAACUUUCCCUUUACUCUGUCUGCCCUUCCCUCAUCGUCAGACCCAAACCUCUGCACUCCUGUACGGGGUCCCCAUCUCUGAGGGCAUAUCCUCUCAUCUCCGUCAUCACCCAGCAGCCCUCUGUGGUCCCUCAUCUUGUCCCUGCAGCUCCCAGCUCCCGAGCACUGUCACCCCACUCCUCCUUGGGAGCCACCAGCGCGGAAACACCAGCCAGCGAAACCCAUGCCAGCAGCGAGUCAGAAGGGGAGCAGCCCACCCCACGGUUGAAAAAGCCUCGCCGAAGCCGGACCAUCUUCACAGAAGUCCAGCUGAUGGGGCUGGAGAAGAAAUUCCAAAAGCAGAAGUAUCUGUCCACACCAGACAGGCUUGACCUUGCCCAGUCACUGGGGCUGACUCAGCUCCAGGUGAAGACUUGGUACCAGAAUCGCAGGAUGAAGUGGAAGAAAAUGGUACUGAAAGGUGGACAGGAAGCUCCGACAAAGCCCAAAGGCCGCCCAAAGAAAAACUCCAUCCCCACCUCAGAAGAGAUUGAGGCAGAGGAAAAGAUGAACAGCCAAGUUCAGAGGCAGAUAUUCGAGACAUCUCAGGCCCCAGAAGAGCCUGAAUUGACAGAGGAGAAGCCUGAAGUCUCCUUGGAGACGGGAAAGUCUCCAGAGCACACAGUGGAGCCCUCCCCAGAGGAGACGACGCCCUCAAGUUAAAAGAAGAAAAACAGGGAAAAAAAAAACAGAAAAAAAAACAGAAAAAGGAAAGAAGAAAAAAAAUAUAAAUAAAUAAAAACAAAAAGACCUUGUGUAUAAGUCAAGAGCUUGUGCACUUUGUGCCUUUGGGAAUCAACCAGCAUGGGCCACCGUGGAACAAAGAAACCCAAUGCAUAUGGUGAUAGUCUUUCCCUUCCCAACAGCAUGUGUAAGUCCUCCUUGUGGAUAACAAGGGGGCCUGAGUACUUUAGAGCUAUCUUCCAGAAGAGACUGUGUCUAGAAACGCGAGACAGCCUGGAGAAUCAGGAAAAGCCCAGGGUUCCUUUCAUGGCGCGGGAGGUGGUUGUGUAGUGAUAUGACCAUCUUGGAGGGUUCGGUGUGUUCGCUUGACCGUAUCUUUGCCUCUUAAGGUAGAAAUGGA
Dermochelys coriacea (leatherback sea turtle) is the source of this 1607-nucleotide messenger RNA. It is a transcript of the gene BARX2, whose product is annotated as BARX homeobox 2. The transcript has 4 exons. Lineage: Eukaryota; Metazoa; Chordata; Testudines; Dermochelyidae. Gene Ontology annotation, molecular function: DNA-binding transcription factor activity, RNA polymerase II-specific; RNA polymerase II transcription regulatory region sequence-specific DNA binding. Bases 365 to 1186 code for a protein of 273 amino acids. Gene Ontology annotation, cellular component: nucleus. The record is from RefSeq and is a predicted model, not a curated record. Gene Ontology annotation, biological process: regulation of transcription by RNA polymerase II.